Molecule: messenger RNA, 1095 nt
Organism: Aspergillus heteromorphus CBS 117.55
Lineage: Eukaryota; Fungi; Ascomycota; Eurotiomycetes; Eurotiales; Aspergillaceae
Gene: MAT1-2-4
Product: putative mating locus protein
Exons: 5
Coding region: 1-1095 (364 amino acids)
Source: RefSeq, a predicted model, not a curated record
AUGGAUGCCAUCGUUGCUCUUGCGGCUGUUACCGAGAUACUCCUUCGCACUCUUGAUGGCAUCGCUGGUGAUGCAGGCAAGGCUCCUGAACUACGUGAAAAAGCUAUGUAUGUUUCGGCAGCUUUCCGCAAGCAUAGAAACGUCACCCGCCUGAUGGCCCAGGUCACUGCGUUGAAUAGGGACGAAGAGUUGAUCCAUCCCUCCCACCGUAUCCAUGGAGCAACUGAAGCUGCUGAGACUCGCGUUGGUCGCUAUGGAAACUUUUUGCAGGCGAUCAUGACCGAUCACAACAUCAAGCCUUCUGUUGCGGACAUUGAAGGCCACCCCAUUCAGCUCAUCAACUCCCUUGAUCCUGAGAUUGAGCAUGUCCUGAAGGACAAUGAUCUUUUUAGAUUCCACCAGGCUCUUCUUCGUGCUGAAAAGAAAGCGAAUGACGAUUUGGCAAAGGCGACGAAGGACUUCGGCUACCACUGGGUCUUCCGAGUCGGUCUCAAGGAGUACUACCUGACCAAAACCAUUGUGGAGAAAGUCAAUUUUAUUCGACCGGAUUACCGUGGUGACGCCUAUCGUGCUCAUACCCAGGCUUGUUGUUAUGACGUUAUGGAGAGACGUGUCCGUCUGAACGACGCCGAAAAACAGCUUAUUGUGCGCCUUAUGGGUUGCCAGCCAGCGGAUGCUCAUAGAUUCUGGGCCUGGCUUGAACGUCACCGCGUCGGCUAUCGUGCUAUGAAGGCCUGCAUCGCUCUGUUGAACAAUCUGCAGUGGAUUCGGAUCCUCCGCGAUGCUCUUCGCAACGGGGUACGGCUGCUCGACAAGCGAGAUAAUGGGGUGGCACACUUGGCAGCAUACUACUACACAGCCAGCUGCCAGGAAGAUACCCGGUCGGACGCCUCCUCGGAUGUGUAUGAUCUACAGCCCUCCGAGUUGUUCUCGCGGUGCUUCCUUUCGUCUGAGCUGGUGUGGGACACCGGGACAGCAGGGGCAUACAGACAGUGGUUGCGGAUCAGCUCAGUUCCUGUUUUCUCUGGUGCUGUGCCCGUGCCUCUGUUGACCUAUAAUGGAACCUUUUAUAGACCCCUGGUGCCUCAACCCUAA